This is a messenger RNA of Chara braunii, 1460 nucleotides long. Lineage: Eukaryota; Viridiplantae; Streptophyta; Charophyceae; Charales; Characeae. The record is from the annotation of a GenBank genome assembly.
ACAGGGUUCCAUACGGAUCCUGUGGUCCAUAGACUGAGUCAAUUAGGGGGAGAGUCUAAGUGGUGAGGAGCGGAACUGUCACUUGGUUGUGCACCUUUCACCAUGGUUGACACGCGUAGUGCCCGGAGCACCUCCCCUUACACAACAGAAAAGGAGGCGAAAGUCGCCGCCCUCUCGAAAGAGAGAGAAGAAAAGAAAGAGGCCAAGAAGAAGGCCCUGAUGGAGGAACAAGCGGCGAAAUUGAGAAAGAUUGAGGAGGAGAUGGCCAAAGAGAGAGAGAGAGGCUGAGGAAAGAGCAGGAAGAGAAGUUGAAAGCGGUAGAAGAGGAGGAAGAGGUAGAAGAACAACCGAUGGAAAGGAGAAGAAGGGGGCAAGGAGGUGAAUCUAGUGGUACAAAGGAAGAUCAGAUGGAGAAGAAAAUUACGGAGUGGGUUGCUGGUUUAUCCCUGGGGGAAGAAGAGGAGGCACUGAUGUAUGUGCCCAGGGAAGAACAAGAGGCCGCCAUGAAAGAGUGGGAUGCAGAAGAAAACCCACUCAAGCGGCAGGCGAUAGAGGAUGAGAAGAGGAUGGAGUGGAAGUUCCGAUUGACGAGGGAGAGGAAAAGAAGAAUGGAGGCGGCAAGCCAUGCGGCGAAAGAAUUAGCGGAGGUGAAGAAGCAAAGAGAGCAGAUGGCAACGCAGGUGGACCUAUUGGGGAGGAUGGAGAUAAUGGCGAGAAACAUAGAGCGCCUGGCACAGGUCCAGGAAGAACAAUAUCUAUUUGGUAGAGGUCAGGACAUUGCCUUACGCUCUAUACGGCUGGGGCUCCGGGACUUCGCCAGGGAAUUGGUGGCGCAGGUGGGCUCAGAGGAGCAUGAGGGUCAUCUAAGGCAGGUCUUGGAGAAACUCAAAGAGGCUAACUUCAAGAUCAACGCAAAGAAGUGUGAAUGGGCAAAGACUCAAGUUCUGUAUUUAGGCCAUGUCUUAGACGGAGGCGGCAUUAAACCAGAAGAUAGUAAGAUUGCAGCGAUUAGAGAUUGGCCUACACCCCGCACGUUGACAGAGUUGUGGUCGUUCUUAGGCCUAGCUAACUACUACAAGAAGUUUGUUAGGAACUUCUCCACCUUCGCUGCUCCCCUUCGCAGGUUGCUGAAGAAAGAAGCGAUCUGGAAGUGGGACAAGGACUGCACGUCUGCCAUGAAGAAGUUAAAGCACGCAUUGAUAGAGUACCCAGUCCUCAAAGUAGCCGAUCCGUCCUUGCCUUUCGUCGUCACUACCGACGCAAGCCAGUACGGUAUAGUUGUUGUGUUACAGCAAGACGAUGGCAAUGGGUAUACGCCCGUAGAGUUCAUGUCUGCCAGAAUGCCUUCGGAGAAGGUCGCAACAUCUAUGAGAGGGAACUCUACGCUCUCAGGCAAGCUCUAGAACAUUGGAAGCAUAACUUGCUUGGGAGGCACUUUAAAGCCUAUUCAGACCACGAAA